AUGAAUGUCCGUUCCAUUGCCACCGCGGCAAGACUUGCCGACUUCGAAGCCGCGGUCGAGAAUGUCAAGUUCGAUGUCAUUGGAGUCUCGGAGACACGAAUGGCUGGCAAAGGAAGAAUAGACCUCUCAAGAGCUCGAAAUCACCGUGGACAAAUGUUGGCCGACUUUUGUGAGGAAAGAAAGCUAUUUCUUGCUAACUCGUUCUUCAAAAAGAGACUUGAUGAUCGCUGGACAUGGCGAAAUGAUGCCUUGGGACUGAAGAAAGAGAUUGAUUAUGUAUUGUUGAGAAGUAUGAAGGGCGUUGUCGAUGUAGGAGUGCUCACUAGUGUUAACACGGGGAGUGAUCACCGCAUGUUAAGAUGUAAAAUGCGUCUGAAUCCGAUCUCACAACCAGUAAGAAGACCAAGAGGAUUCCCCGUUAUCGACAGCGACUUAUUGUGUUCAACCGCUCAAUGUUUACUACAUGAAAAUAUGAUGACUGGCGAUACAAUCAAAGAUUAUGAUACCAUUACUCGCGUCAUAACAACAGCUACUCAGAUGUCCACAAGGCCAAUAUCGCUGCUGUCGACGCUGUAUAAGGUGCUGACAAGAAUAUUUACAGACCGUUUGACAGCCACAAUUGAGGAAAAGUCAAUUCUACCACCGGAGCAGGCUGGUUUCCGCAAGCACUUCUCGACCAUAGAUCAUAUUCACACUAUUAAUAUGAUUACCGAGAAAUGUCACGAGUUCAAUAUAGAGCUAUGUGCCGUUUUCGUCGAUUUUAAGAAGGCCUUCGAUAGCGUGGAACUUCCAAUGAUAUGGAAAGCGUUGGAGCAUUUUGGUGUAGAGGAGAACUUGAUAAUGGCCAUACAGCUGCUGUAUGCACACAGUACCGCUGCCGCAGAAUAG
This is a messenger RNA of Cooperia oncophora, 888 nucleotides long. The record is from the annotation of a GenBank genome assembly. NCBI's taxonomy places the organism in Eukaryota, Metazoa, Nematoda, Chromadorea, Rhabditida, Trichostrongylidae.